This is a messenger RNA of Dipodomys ordii (Ord's kangaroo rat), 3492 nucleotides long. Its product is annotated as spermatogenesis-associated protein 31-like. The record is from RefSeq and is a predicted model, not a curated record. The coding region runs from base 1 to 3492 and encodes 1163 amino acids. The transcript has 6 exons. NCBI's taxonomy places the organism in Eukaryota, Metazoa, Chordata, Mammalia, Rodentia, Heteromyidae.
AUGAUACAGCAAGAUGUACUUCUGAAGGCUGCUGUGAAAACAGUAUGGAUGUAUAAGCAUUGGGUACUUAACACAGUGGUCAUCCUACAACACCAGUUGGAUUAUACUGGUGCUGAACAACAGGGCCCUCUGAUUGGGAUCAGGACAGACGUGCCAGCCUUUGAUGCCUUGUUGUCGGCGCACUUCUACCCAAGUAUUGACAGGUGGACUUGGAAGCAAGGGAUCCAAGACACCCAGGUGGUACUGGCUCGGGCCUACAGCCUGCUGGCAAAGGAGAUUUAUAGAGCAAUUCAGACGAUGGAGAAUCCUCUCUUCAAUCUGAAAAGCAGCAAUGCCCAAUGGCUGAGCCCCAGCUCCACAACCAUGGUGUUGGAUAUGAUCCUUGCCAUUGUGUGUGGAGUGGGACUUUUUCUCGUGUUACUGCCUUUCCUUAAUCGAAAACCACCCUUACCACCACCUGAGGGAAAAAAGAAGCAGAGGAAGGAUCAUCUGCAGAUAUGGCGGUGGAAAAAAAGCAGGAAGAAACAUAUACCUCCAAAAGCAUCUGGAGUACACCUGAAGGAGAUAAAAGAAAAAGAACAAAAUGGCUCAUGCUUAGAACAAAUGAGCCCAAAACCUCACCUGAAUCCUGUAAGGGAUCCAUUAGAGCCACCAAGUACAGAACAGGAUGACAAAACCCCACAACAUAUGAGCCCAGGACACCACUCAAAUCCUGCAAGGGACCAAUUAGAGUCACCAAGUACAGGAGAGGACAACAAAACCCCACGAUCCUUCUGGGACACGAAAGAUAAGUCAGAACAUCUACAGGGUCCGCAGCAACUAUCAUUACCCAAGAUCGCAGAUGAUGAUUUCCAGAAGAAAUAUGACCAACUUUUCUGGGGUCUCCCUUCUCUACACAGUGAAUCCUUAGUGGCUACAGCCUGGAUCCCCCAGAAUUCUCCUCUACAGUCUCCAUUUUUCCUAUUCAAUGGAACUUCAAUUCAAGAUAAAAUAUCUCCACUGCUUUCUCAAGUCCAUCCCAUCUCCCAUCUGGAGUCCCAGUCCCCAUCCUUAAUUCUGCCUAUCUCCCAAUUCCAGCCCUCAUCUCUGGAUCAUUUCCAUCAAUCCUCUCUCCCUUCCCUGCCUUCUUCUCUACACCAUCUUAGGGACUACGGAACAUCUUUUUCUGUAACCCAAAAUAAAGUCCAAUUUUUCAGUCCAACUGAAAGUCAUUACCCAGAAAAGUCUUUGCUAAGGAGACAACUAGAACGAGAAUGGGAUUUCCCCUCAGUGGUCCAAACGUCUCAGCAAUCCAGCUGUCCUGUCACUCCUAACCCUUCCCAAGAAAGCUGGGCAGUCUCUAUCCUUCCUGAGAAUUUGCCAAUCAGCCCUGAGCUCCGGGGGAAACUGGAGGAACACAUUCAGAAGUGGCUCGUUCAACACGGAUUGGACGUGCCCCACAGGAUCCAGGAGUCCCUGGAAGUGAUGGAUUUUCAAGAGGAGUUGACAAGAACGUGCUCGGAUCACAUCAAGCCUGGCCCUUCUUGCUCCUUUAUGUCGACCAGUGAACAGUACAAGGAAGUACAGAAGGUGAAGUUCCAUUUAGACAAGGAGGUUGGCAAGAACUUGGGGCAUAUUCUGGGAAGGGCCCCGAAAUACCCAUCCAAGGAGGCGGAGGACGCCCCAGUGAAAACUACCAAGGUGAACUCUAAAGAAUCCCUGAAGAAGAAUGACUCGGUGAAAAAUGGAUCAAGAGGCAGAGACAAGAAUCUACAAAACGACUCCAAAUCUCAUUUGGCCGGUAAGCUGGGGCGUAAAUGUGAGGUUCCGCGGCCUAUGAGCAUGCCCCAACCCUGGCUUCCUGCUUUGCCGAUGCCUAACACCCACAAGCAGACCAAUCGUCUAGAAUUUUCGGAGACUAUGGAAAGCUGCGAGCCCACCUUCCGAAAGCUUUCCUUCCUCGACGCAUGUACUCAUCGGGCCCUGGAGGCUCAUAUUAUAAAGCUUUGGGUGAAACACCGGUGGAGCUUACCCCUCAAGGCCCUGAAACCCAUUAAUGUCUUUAAGCUGAGAAAGUCUCAACUUUUGGCCCUUCCGCACUUCAGUGGUCCCUCCUCCUCCAUCUGCGUAUCGAAGGCCAGCUCAAAAGUUCAGGUUGCCAAAUUCCUGGGGAAACCACCCCAGGCAAGCUCCAAAGAGAAGGUGAUGGCUAACAGCAGUGUUCCCCAAACCCUGACUCCCCUUACCCCCUCACCCUCAUGCAAGGAGACGGAAAGACUCCACAAAAGAAUCCCAUUCGGAGAUGCCUAUGUCUCCUCACCGCCCCCUCCAGCUAGAGCAGAGGGAAAAUGGGCUCCUCCGGUUCUCACGGGCAGCCAUGUGCACAGCAGCUGUCCAAGAAAGUCGGUCGUGGGGACUGGGCAAGGCAGCCUAGAGGUGCCUACAAGAUCUGCAACCCAUGCUCUAAGAAAGCCAUGCUUUCGGAAAGAAGUCACAAAUGAGUUUGAACAGAGACAGAGGAAUGCCGUGAUCCAGGCCUCAGCCUGCGUCACCGGUGUCACCCUUCCACGCUGCAAUGCCAGGGACAUGCCCCUGGCCGCAAGUUAUCUGGCUCCUCUCAUGUCAGAGGACGUGAUGAUGCAAACGCCCUGUAGUUCAGGACAACAUCAGCCCCAUGUCGUGAAAUGCCAAGACACAUGGAGAAAUCAACCCAAAAUGUAUGCCUUUACUUACAAAGGGGAGGAGUAUAGGAGACCAACCCCAAGGAAUCAUGACAAAACAUGUGAAGAAAUGAGGACCCCCAAACUCACUCCAGCCAGGAGAACGGAAGAAGCUCCAGAGAACAGAACCCCUACUCCAGCUCCUCCAGAAAACCACUUCCAAAAAUUCAUGAGACGCUUUUUUCACUGGAUGCUACCCAAGAAAACAAUCAUGGCAGAAGCAGACACCCUAGACAAAGACAAGCCUAAGAGUACCCCUGUCCAGAGCCACCGAAGAGGGCAAGCUGGGACACACAUGGACAGGAACAUGGCCGAGGCACAGGAACUCAUGACAGCCGUUGGACAGAUCGUGGAAAAGAAAAUGAUGCUUCAUCACAAGCUUUGCACCUUGAAGUCAAACCAGUACAAAGAAUACCCUCGAGCUCCCAACUGUCACAUUCCCUCUUACCAGAGACCCUCCCACUACUCAGAUCAAAGAAGGAUGAGCAGCUAUGCAGCCACCAAGUGGCAGAGGUGUCCUACCCAGGACAGGAAACUCAGGCCCAAACAGUCCCUGAAGAGUGUCCGAUUCAAUGAGCAGCGUGGGGCCGAACAAGCCUGCUAUCCACCCUCCAAGAAGGCUGAGUCACCGCCAACUGCCUCCCCGCACGGGCCAACAGUGCCAGGGCCCUCGAGCCAUCAUCAGCAACACUGCCCAAGGCAUUGUCAUCUCAGGAGAGGUGUCUUGUCUCCAUCAGAAAAUCCUUCUCCAGUCCUUUCCGUUAGGAAAACAUGUCCCAAAGGAAAACUGUGA